UUGUUGUUGGAACUGGGCGCAACUGUGGACUUUGAUGACGACAAUGGGAUGGCACCACUGAUGUAUGCGUCGUACAGUGGCUCGAAAGAGGUGGUGGACUUACUUUUGGAAGGUGGAGCGAGCUUUCCCAGACAGAGCCGUCGUGGUGCGACCGCUCUACACUACGCGUGUUAUGGGGGAUGCCUUGAAGUGGUUAAAGCUCUUGUAGAAAACGGGGCGCCAAUCGACUCCCCAGACGCAACAGGU
Messenger RNA from Phytophthora sojae, 246 nucleotides. RefSeq lists its product as hypothetical. Lineage: Eukaryota; Oomycota; Peronosporomycetes; Peronosporales; Peronosporaceae. The annotation marks the transcript as partial. The record is from RefSeq and is a predicted model, not a curated record. The transcript has a single exon. Gene Ontology annotation, molecular function: protein binding.